Carica papaya (papaya) is the source of this 1061-nucleotide messenger RNA. RefSeq lists its product as uncharacterized. Gene Ontology annotation, molecular function: fatty acyl-CoA hydrolase activity. NCBI's taxonomy places the organism in Eukaryota, Viridiplantae, Streptophyta, Magnoliopsida, Brassicales, Caricaceae. The record is from RefSeq and is a predicted model, not a curated record.
AUUAAUAAAUAAAUAAACUAUAACGCUUUAUUUUUCUACGUCCACUCCGUCUGCAACGAGCCGUGGAAAUAGUCAAACACGCAGCGAACUGGUGAACAUGGAUAAAGCCAAGGAGGUUCUACAGCUGAGCCCGGAAGAAGAGGAGACUGUCUUACGAGUCCCUGUUCGCCCUUGGCCUAAUCAACUCGGAGUCCUUCCGAGCUUCUUCGAACAAGUUAGCUUAAGAGGCAUCCGAGUCGACCGAGUAGAACCCGGAUUCGUUUCCUGCACUUUCAAAGUCCCUCCUCGCCUCCUCGAUAGGGAUGGAAAUUUGGCCAGAGGUGCUAUUAUAAAUCUAAUCGAUGAGGUUGGUAAUGCUCCUAUUAAUGUUCAAGGUGCCGUCGUUAAUCUCUCCGUGGACAUGUCCAUCACGUUUCUUGCACCUGCAAAGAUCAACGACGAGUUGAAAAUUACUGCAAAGGCUUUGGGAAGAAGGGGAGGUUAUGGUGCAGGCAGUGUUAUUGUGAGAAAUAAGGCAACCGGGGAAAUAAUUGCCGAAGGCCGACAUUCACUGUUUGCUAAACCACUUAACAAACUUUGAAAUCGAAUGCCAACCAAGUACCAACCAUGCUCUUAGAAGAUCUUCAGUGGCAUUGCCUUGUGUUGUGGUUUCUCCCAUUAGUUGCUGCAAUUUAAUGAUGUCAGAAAUAAUUUGCAACAAAACGAAGAUCAGAUAUUGUAUGAUGAAGAACCUUAUUCUGUAAACCUUUUCUAUGAUAUUAUUUCCACUGUUGGGCGCCACAAUUGCGAAUCUCAAGAAUUGAUGGAAUCGCAGUUCGAUCAUCCUCUCUCGUAUAGUCAGACCAUCAAUAUGUAUUGAUAUUAAUAAAGAUCAGCUCUGAUGGCAUGUUUGCUUCACAGAAUGUCUUGAACGUAAGUUCUGUAUACUAGCUGAUACCUCAUACAUCCUGUGUGUCAAGGGAUGUUUUGUUUGAAUGCCUGUACCAUGUAAUGGAUGAUGCUUAACUGAUAAUCAAAUCAAACUGCUGGUGCAUGUGAUAUGCCUUAUAGCAAGUUAUAUA